This is a messenger RNA of Pleuronectes platessa (European plaice), 3314 nucleotides long. RefSeq names its product Alpha-aspartyl dipeptidase-like. The record is from RefSeq and is a predicted model, not a curated record. Gene Ontology annotation, biological process: proteolysis. Gene Ontology annotation, molecular function: serine-type peptidase activity. The transcript is spliced from 9 exons. The coding region runs from base 1245 to 1982 and encodes 245 amino acids. Lineage: Eukaryota; Metazoa; Chordata; Actinopteri; Pleuronectiformes; Pleuronectidae.
GCCGGAGAAGGACGCUGGGUCUCGGUCAGUCCGCGAGUCGGUGAGUCGGUCGGUCCCGAGCUCAGAGGGUCCAGAUGUUUUUCAUCCAGAUGUGGUUUAGCACCGCCCACCGCCACUUUAACAGGCGUUAGAUUUCAAAACAGGAGGAGAACUCUCAUUUCAUUAAAGGCUCGAUUCUCAAGGAACAUUUCAAACUUGAGAUUCUGAGAAACUUCUUCUUUCUUUUCUUUAAACGUUCACAGAAGAAUGAAAACAAACUUUAAAUAAAUGGGACCAAAAAGUCUCACGAACCAAAAAUCACCAAUCAGAGCCGUUUCUGUCACUGUGACCUUUGACCUUGGCUGAGUUAAUCCAAGAAUCCUCUUAGAGCUGAGGUGUUAACAUCUGGAACGGCUGCUCAGGGUUCAUCCUCUCGUAGCUCCGCCCCCCUCUCCUCCCUCUAACAGGCUUAUUCCAGCUCAUUAGGCUGGUUAUCAUGAAACCACACACACACACACACACACACACACACACACACACACACACAUUGUUACACUUCAUCUCAAAAUGUGAGUUUAACACAGGAUUUAUGACGUCACUACCAGUCAUUAAUAUUGUUAUAUUUAAUAGUGAUGUUUAUAAUACUAAUACUAUUGUUAUUACUUUAAACGGAUGAUUAAUUAUCAUUAUUACAUGAUGAUAUUUAAUAUUAGUGAUGUAUUACAAUAUUUCAAGAAUAAAGUCGGAAUACUGUAUUAUAAAGGAAAAAAAUAAAAAUAUAAAGAAGCUUUUAUUCUGAAAGGGUUAUAGCGAACAUAGGAGGAAGCGGAAGUAUAUGAUAAAGACGAGUCCAAACAACAAGUUAAAAGCGAGAGAGAUCGAGGCGGAGUGAUACCUCCUGUCAGCGGGAGCCAGCUCAACUCUGAGUCCCAGUUGUCUCCUAGUUGUCUCUGGUUGUGUCCUGUGUGUCUCCUGUGUGUCUCCUGUGUGUCUCCUGUGUGUCUCCUGUUUGUCUCUGGUUGUCUCCUGUGUGUCUCCUAGUUGUCUCUGGUUGUCUCCUGUGUGUCUCCUAGUUGUCUCUGGUUGUCUCUGGUUGUGUCCUGUGUGUCUCCUGUGUGUCUCCUGUGUGUCUCCUAGUUGUCUCUGGUUGUCUCCUGUGUGUCUCCUAGUUGUCUCUGGUUGUCUCUGGUUGUGUCCUGUGUGUCUCCUGUGUGUCUCCUGUGUGUCUCCUAGUUGUCUCUGGUUGUCCCUGGUUGUGUCCUGAGAUGAAGAGGAGACUCCUGCUCGUGUCCAACUCCACCCUCCACGGUGGUGGGUACCUGGGACACUGUCAGGACAACAUCUCUGACUUCUUCGGAAAAGACGUGAAGUCGGUUCUGUUUGUUCCUUACGCUCUGCACGACAGAGACGCCUACACCAGAACGGCCCGGGACAAGUUCCAGACUCUGGGUUACGAGCUGGAAAGUAUCCACGAGGCCUCGGACCCGGUGGAGGCUGUCAGGAAGGCUGAGGGCUUCUUCAUCGGAGGAGGGAACACCUUCCGGCUGCUGAAGAGUCUCUAUGACAACCAGGUGGUGUCGGAGAUCCGGAGACGAGUGAUGGAGGACGGCGUCCCCUACAUGGGCUCCAGCGCCGGGACCAACGUGGCCACCGUCAGCAUCAGCACCACCAACGACAUGCCCGUCGUCUUCCCUCCGUCCUUCUCCGCCAUCGGCCUCGUGCCUUUCAACAUCAACCCCCACUACCUGGAGCCCGACCCCGGCAGCCGCCACAUGGGGGAAACCAGAGAGCAGAGGAUCACUCAGUACCACGAAGAACCCGACACACCUCAAGUCCUGGGUCUGAGAGAAGGGUCCAUGCUGCUGGUGGAGGGAAACCGAGCCACACUGCUGGGAACCACAAAGGCCAAACUCUUCAGCAGGGGACGUCCCUCGGUGGAGUACGACCUCGGCAGCGACCUGAGCUUCCUGCUGACGGACGGCGGCCCCCCCCCCUCCACCUGACUCCACACUCUUCUUCACUGAUCCGUCUGCUUGAAGCACAAUAAAUAUUUGAAAGAAGCAUCGUUGACGUGACGGCUGCUGUGAGCUCUAAUGUUUUCAUGUAGAUCACCCCCUGGUGGCUGGCUGUAGUACAGGUCACAACCCCUCCUCUUCCAUGUAAGCAGACUAAGUGUUUCUGGGGUUUGGUUUUAAUAAGUCAUAUUCAACGACUAGUGAUAUGACAUCAUCACCACAAGAUGGCAGCGUUGGUGUCUGAGAUAUUUUGGCAUCAUUCCUGGAGGAAGUGGAGACGUGUCUUUGUUUAUGAACAGAUUGAUUUGGUCUGAACUUCCUCAUCUCCGCUACAGAUUGUGAAGCAGAGCAACCAUCAGCCACCAGGGGGCGGAUCAGACGUCUGUGGUGUGAAUGUAUCAUCGAGUUAAAGAAGCAAAGUUAACAAGACGACACGUGACACCGAGCCAAACGUGAACAAAUCAGUUUAUUUCUUUCUAAAGGUGAAAUCAUCUGUGUCAAAGUUAUUUUAGUCUCUAGGUGACAGAAUAGAUACAUAAAAAAAACAAAAGUUAAACAUGUUGUCACGGCAGAGGAAGAGAACCAGUGGUGUUAAAUAUAAAAGAGUAGAAAGAGGCUGCAGAUCCGACUCAUCAACACGUUCAGUCACGUCUAGAAACUCAGCUUCGUGUAAAAAGCUUCAGGUCAUCAACAGUGAGUAAAUUCAGUCACACCACAGGUCCACGGGGCGGACGGAUGGGUAGAGCGCCACCACAUGGACACACAUGCACAGAGCAGCGAGUCCCACAAUCAACUAAGGCAGAAAAAUACUAUAAAAGAAUCUGUUGAGAGUGAAGUCGUUAGUUCAUCAGAAGGAAAAGGAAUAAACACAGACCUCCUCAGAACUGGUUUAAAGUUAGAUCAGUGCAAUGAAGAUCAGCUGUUUCUAUCUAACACAAUAAAACAUCAUCUCUGCAAAGCUCGUUAGUCUAAAACAGAAAAUCCGUUUCCUCCAGUGGAGACGAUUCAGCUCAGAGUUCAAACCAGGAAGUGAACCUCUGACGUGAGGGUUCAGCCUCCAGAGGGAUUCUGGGAGUUCACUUUAAGCCUCGUUUCUUUCUGCUGCUGAACUAAAACACUAAUGUUCCUGUGGACUGAUUCCUAUUCUUCUUAUGAACAACUUUAAACAUUAGUUCAUUAUUUGAACCCAAUAUGGGUGAAGUUAUAGCAAAGUUUGUGUUUUCUUUCUAAUACUUUCACACACACACUCAGACACACGUUAAAUAACCAGCUGUUUUCAGUCGAUGUCGUUCUGAGCAGAAAAAUACUUUUUGAAAAUCA